Molecule: messenger RNA, 1198 nt
Organism: Rubroshorea leprosula
Lineage: Eukaryota; Viridiplantae; Streptophyta; Magnoliopsida; Malvales; Dipterocarpaceae
Source: the annotation of a GenBank genome assembly
UCAGACGAGUAGGGUUUCUGUUGUUUCAGUAAAAACCUCGUCGGUUUAUAUUAUUUCCUGUUGACGUCGAGGUUUCAGUCGUCGCCGGUCAACAUUCUAUCCCUUGACGUUUGUGUGGUUGCGAGAGAAAAUGGGUACUGUUAAUGGAGAUGGUUACACAAUUCCACCAGAAUUUGAUGCCGAUGCUCGGGAACUGCUCGCCGAUAUUACUUCCAAGGACUCCACGGAGCUUUGGCUCAUCCAGUGGCCUUAUCAUCAGCAUCCUGAAAUUGAUGGGCAAGAGCUAUCUCUAGAGCUCCGUCGCAAUGGGAACUUGGGUACUGUCAAGGAUUCUAAUGGAAAGGAAUAUGAUAUGCUGACUUGUGCAGCUAAUGAGCCGGAUGCAACAGUUUUUCUAUCCUCAGUAUCAGAGUCAAAAACUGUUGGUAAGAUUUCACGAAGAGUCUCCCUUGUCCACUACAUGGGGCCUGAAGAUUAUGAAAAACUUAUUGCUGACAAUAAGAGACUAAUGUAUCAGAAAUCCUCUGGAACUUUAUUUGCAAAUUCUUCCCAGUUUACUCCCUCGCAAAGUAAGAGAAAGUCAACUUCUGGGUUUGGACGAACAGUUAGCACACAUAGUAGCAGACAGAAGAGUGCAUUAUCUGGAGGUCUUGAGCAUCCCAAAUCUACGAGAAGAAGACAUACUGAUGAGUCCAUUGGAUCCAUGGACAAGUCUAAAGGAAGUCAUAGUGAGAUUACCAUUUCUGGGUCCUCAGAGCAUUCUCAUAAAAUGAAAUCUAGAAAGAAAGCAGAGAAUGAGGAUUGAGUGGUAAGGUCCACUAAACCCCACUUCCAUUUUGCUUGUGCUACCCAGUUUCAUUUUCUAUUGUUGGUGAGAUUUUAUCAUGAAUAUGCCACAGUUGCUUUUGGCCUUGAAUUGGAAGUAAAAGUAGUCACAUAAAGUAGAAAGAUCAUAGCUUUUAAAUCCUAUAGGAAUCUUUUGUAUACUCUUUUUUUAUCUUUUGGUGGCGUUCUUUUCUAUUGGUUCAUCUUCUUUUUCCAGCUAGGCAUCGCAAUAUCUUGUAAUGGCUUCUGCUUUCCUUUCUGCAUGGUUGGAAUUUCAACUAUUUCUCUUUGAUUUCUUUGCUGCUGAACCCUUACCCUGGAAGAACAUGUUAUGUUGAUUGUUUUGGAGUUUUAACAUGAAAGGAAUUUUGGC